GUCAGGUGGAUGUUACGAGGGGGGCUGGUGGAAUGAUCCCUUAACUCCCCCAACUUUUUCAUUUGGGUGUGGAAGAUCAGUUCAUAUUGAAACGAAACACGACUGGAGGGGCUCCAAGUUUAAUAAUGUGUUAUGUCUACAAUCUGUUUGUGUGUCCUUGGUGCACGAAGAAUGCGGUUGGCUUUGAAUGGCCUACGCGCCUAUAGAACUUGCGGUAUACUGGUCUGUCGUUCCAGAGCUGUAAUAGCCUAAUGUAUGCGCGCACAACUCUAACCAUCGCGGUCCCUUUAAUUGUCUCCGCUGCUGCCGUACCGAUGGUGGGUGAGCGAGCUAGCAAGCGAGUGCGCGCGCCUGAGGCCUGACAGUGGGACAAGUCACGAGAAUGAUGAGACUAUGGAUCUUGCCCGGGACACGAGCUGGACUCUACAGUGAUGGAGAAUGGCCUGUCCGGUAUUUUCACAAUGUCCUCAUGCAGCAACAGGAUGACCAGAUUGUCCAUCUGCCCGUGGGAGAGCUCAGAACCUGGCAGUAACUGUUACCAUCUAAACUUAGAAUCAACCAAGACCCACACUGCAACUCUGACACAUCCACCUCGAGUGGCUGACGUCAGACGCUGACUCAAGACCUGGCUCCAUCACCCUCUUCAUCCCUUCAUUCUCAUUGCCGAAAGAGACCUAACAGCACGACCAGGCAAAGGGGAGAACUUUUAAUCAUGUAUAGCUGACGCGCCCCAGCGCGUACAGUCAGGCCUUCUCUCAGAACAAGAUGCACAGUGGAUCCAGAGGCUCCGGACAUGAAGGCAGCUCUUCACGGUCGCCACGGUUACCCAGGUCCUCCAAGCAGGGUCCUCGCAAACUGGGAGGGGCCAGCGGGUCGGCGUCAAAGACAGGUGUGGAAGCUGGGACAGUGGUGGGAUUGAGAUCAGGGCUCGCACCCGGUUCUGUGUCGGGGCUUGCGCCGGGGUCAGUGUCAGGGCCAAGAGCAGGGCCUAGUUCAGGGUCUGGGACUGGGGCAGGGACGGGAUCAAGGAAUGGGUCGCGAUCGAGGACAGGGACAUGGUCGGGAUCAGGAGAGAGACCAGGGUCAGGCUCCAAAUCGGGUACCACCGACACAGGUGGUAAAACCAUGUCUAUGGAGAACGUCCAGUCCCUGAGCGCUGCCUACACCUCAUCUGGACCCGUCUACCUGAGUGACCGUGACGGUCUGGGGUCAUCGGGGGGUUACCCCAAAGGAACCAUGACCCUAGGCCGCAACACCACCCGCAACACCAGCCGGACCUCUUACGCAGACCGGACCACAGCCAUGGGCAGCAGCCCCAACAUCACCUCCACCUCCUUGGGCACGGCCCACUCCCCAGACGCCUACGGGGAGCAGCACACCCAGCAUCUCCAGACGGGAGGGCCUUCAGGGCUGCUGCGGCAGGCUGGCCGAGGUGCAUCGGGCCUGGGCUCGGCUGUGGGAGGAGAAGGGUUGUCACUGGACCUCCAGGAUCAGCUCAGGGAGCUGCAGAGAGAGAACGAG
This is a messenger RNA of Hypomesus transpacificus, 1521 nucleotides long. Its product is annotated as hyphally-regulated protein-like. The annotation marks the transcript as partial. Lineage: Eukaryota; Metazoa; Chordata; Actinopteri; Osmeriformes; Osmeridae. The transcript is spliced from 3 exons. The record is from RefSeq and is a predicted model, not a curated record.